UCUCUCUCUCUCUCUCUCUCUCUCGCUCGCUCGCUCUCUCUGUUUGGGUUGCCUUCUUAGGCGUUGGUUACUCGCACGCUGAAAGUCAAAAGUGUAUUUGUUUUUUCAAAUGCGAAGACUCAAAUGCGAGCUUUUCAUUGUCCUGCCUUCCGUUUGAUCAAGUUAUGUUUCGAAUAUCAAGGACGGCACGAAUUUGUGAGGAAUUCGUCGGAAAGUUGGGCACGGAUGGAGAGGAGAGGAGAGGAUUUUGUAGUAAUACGAUCUUAAGAAGGAAGAAGAAGAACCGCCAUCAGUCUCUAGUGUCUAGGCGGAAAACAGAGUGAUUGAAGCUUGCUUGAAUCAAUCUAUUUUAGUUACAGAGAGGAGAAUUGUGGUCUUGUUAGACAAAAAAUAGAGAUCCAUUGGAGCUUAUUUUUCACUUUUAGGUUUUCAAGAUGGAUGACGAAAAGUUUGAUUCAGAUUCGAGAAGCCCAGACUCAUCAUCACCAACAUCUCCCCCAGAGGCAGAAGACUUUGUGCAGAGCCCCCCCUCUGAUUCUUCCCCAUUCAGUGAUGAAAAGAAUCCCUUUGUGCAAAGCCCCCCCUCCGAUUCUUCCCCAGUCAGUGAUGAAAAGAGUCCCUUUGUGCAAAGCCCCCCCUCCGACUCUUCCCCAUUCAGUGAUGAAAAUCCCCUAGAGCAGAGCCCCCCCUCUGAUUCUUCCCCAGUCAGUGAUGAAAAGAGUCCCUUGGAGGAAUGCCUCCUCUCUGAUUGUUACCAAAACAGUGAUGAGUUUCCAUUAGUGCAGUGGCCCCUCUCUUAUUCCUCCCCAAACGGUGAUAAGAGUGCCCUGGGCUCCCCUUCAAGUCCUUCUACGGUGUCUUCAUCCGCAAGUCCACAUUCGGUCAGCUCAUCUACAAGUUCGUGCUCGUCAUCCGCAAGUAGGGUCUCAAGCACGCUCAGGUCAUGGAAGUUGAACAAGAAGCGUUGGUCUGAAUUCAGUGUGAUUCAAGAGGAGGGCGAGGGGGAGGAGGAGGAGGAAGACUAUAAUGACGAUAUCUACACCAAGGAAGAACUCACUACCAGGCAUGGCCAGUGUUUGAUUUGGCUUUUCGGAUUCAUAUUGCUAUUUGCCGCGCUGUGUUUGAUCAUUUUGGGCGCCAGUAGGCCGUAUAGACCUCAGGCUGCCGUUAAGACCUUCACAGUAAAUAAUUUUUACUUUGGACAAGGAUUGGACUACACAGGAGUCCCUACUAAGUUGUUGACAGUAAAUUGUUCCAUGAAGAUGGUGAUAUACAACCCUUCUACGUAUUUUGGCAUUCAUGUGAGAUUCACUCCUGUUGAUCUAUUUUACUCGGAGAUCAAAAUUGCAACUGGUCAGUUGAAGACAUAUUACCAGCCUAGAAAGAGCCGGCGGAUUGUGUCCGUGAGCCUUGAAGGUAGUAGGGUUCCUCUUUAUGGAGCUGGGCCAAAUUUAGCAGUGUCAGACAGAAGUGGAAGAGUUCCACUGAAGCUAGAAUUUGGUGUCCAAUACCAAAGAAAUCUAGUGGGGACGUUGGUGAAGACAAAGAAUCAAAGGCAUAUAUCUUGUAAACUAGUAACAGACUCCAGACUCUCCAAAGCCAUUGACGUCAAGGACAAUUCUUGUGCAUAUUUAUGAUUUGUAUUGGAUUUCCUGACAAAUGUCCAUCUUCAUGUUCAAACAUUGAGGUAGAAAAUAAUGUGCUUUCCACCAGGCAUUCUCCUAGUUCAAAUUGCUCUACUUUGAUUUCUUGUUUCUUCCUCCUCAGGGAUAAAUUUUGAUCAUUUCUGCUUCUUUUCUCCAGGAGCUUACAGUAAUUUGUAAAUGAUCAUGAUUACCUGUAAGUGAUUUUCUUCAAUGUUGCAAGUAUUAUAAGAAUUUAUUAGUUCACUCCCCUGAAUCUUUAGUUCUCUUUCCACUUCAUCCAUGUAUCAGGUUGUAGACAUUGGACUCUGAAGGUUUGUUUUUGGUUGAUGAAGAUGU
Molecule: messenger RNA, 1982 nt
Organism: Diospyros lotus (date-plum)
Lineage: Eukaryota; Viridiplantae; Streptophyta; Magnoliopsida; Ericales; Ebenaceae
Exons: 5
Coding region: 435-1637 (400 amino acids)
Source: RefSeq, a predicted model, not a curated record